AUGAAUGAAGAGUAUAGAUGUGCAGAUUGGACGGAUGAUACAGACCAAUGUAUUUUAAUAUUGGAUAGUCUUGUUCAUAAUAAUGGAGAAGUUGAUGUGAUAGACUUUGCAAAAAGAUGUUAUUAUUGGAUUCACUUUGGAUUUACAGAAUUAGGAGAUUUAGGAGGACUUGGAAUAGGAAUGAAUUUUGGAAAGACUGUAAGAAGCAAAGGAUGGAUUAAUGACCCAAUUGGACAAUGUGAGAAAAUCUGGAGAGAUGGAGGAUGUCAAUCGGCACCAAAUGGAAGUGUAAUGAGAACAUCAGUUCUAGCUGUUCCAUAUUUCUGGGAUGAAGAAAGGGUUAAAGAAAAUGCAAAGAAAAUAGGAAGUACUACACAUGCAGAUCCACGAUGUCAAGCAUCUGUUAAUACAAUCGUUCUUAUCCUAGCAAAAUUAUUACAAGGACGAGAAGAUAUUGAAGAAAUAAUUCAAGAAGCAAGAAGUGAUAGUGAAAAGAUGUUAAAUGAAGAAUAUAAGAAAGAAUUUAUAGAAUAUACAAAUGCUAAAACACUUGAAGAAAUGAAAUUAAAUGAAUCUAUAGGAUAUACAUUCAAACCAAUGGGAUGUGCUAUCUUAUCAUUAAGAGAAGCAUUUAAGAUGAAAGAAAAAGGGAUAGAUAAAACAAAGAUAUUUGAAGACUUAAUUGAAAGAAUUGCAUAUGAAGGUGGUGAUGCAGAUACAAAUGGAGCAGUAGUUGGAGCAGUUCUUGGAACAUAUUUAAAAGGAAUUUGUAUGCCGAGUGAUUGGUUAGAAUUAGAUAAUAAAAAAUGGUUAGAAGAACGCUUAAAUCGGUUAUUACAUCUUUACGAAUUAGAGCCUUUUCACUUUAAGUAA
Entamoeba nuttalli P19 is the source of this 873-nucleotide messenger RNA. Its product is annotated as ADP-ribosylglycohydrolase, putative. The record is from RefSeq and is a predicted model, not a curated record. Bases 1 to 873 code for a protein of 290 amino acids. Lineage: Eukaryota; Evosea; Mastigamoebida; Endamoebidae. The transcript has a single exon.